This is a messenger RNA of Penicillium cosmopolitanum, 1206 nucleotides long. RefSeq names its product TLC domain-containing protein. Bases 1 to 1206 code for a protein of 401 amino acids. The transcript has 2 exons. The record is from RefSeq and is a predicted model, not a curated record. Gene Ontology annotation, cellular component: membrane; endoplasmic reticulum. NCBI's taxonomy places the organism in Eukaryota, Fungi, Ascomycota, Eurotiomycetes, Eurotiales, Aspergillaceae. Gene Ontology annotation, biological process: lipid homeostasis.
AUGCUCGACCCCCUCGGUCCCCCUCCAGCAUGGCUGCGGAACUUGGUCGAGCCUUACGCUCUCAGCCUGAGCAGCCCAACUCUCCCCGAACACGUCCAUGAAGUCUUUCUCGCCUUCGCCUUCUACCAGUUCAUCCACUCAUUCUUGUCGCCAUGGUUGUCGCCGAUCCUCUUCCCGAAGCACUACCCCAAGUUGAAUGCUCGGACCAGACUGAACUGGGAUAUCCAUGUGGUUUCGUUGGUCCAGAGUGUUCUGAUCAACGUUGCUGCGUUAUGGAUGAUGUUCGCUGAUACCGAGCGCAGUCAGAUGUCGACUGGUGAGCGUGUCUUCGGCUACACAGGCACUUGUGGUUUGAUCCAAGCGCUUGCUGUCGGAUAUUUUAUCUAUGACCUGAUUGUCAGCGUCGUUUAUAUCAAUAUGUUUGGUAUUGGCUUGCUAUUCCAUGCCGUCAGCGCUCUCUGGGUAUUCAGUCUCGGCUUUAGACCAUUCCUCAACUACUACGCCCCCGUUUUCAUCCUCUACGAGCUUUCCAGCCCAUUCCUCAAUAUCCACUGGUUCCUUGACAAAAUCGAAAUGACCGGCAGCCGCACUCAAUGGUACAACGGCAUGCUUCUCCUCUCGGUCUUCUUCUGCUGCCGUCUCGUCUGGGGUACCUGGCAAUCAAUCAUGGUCUACAUGGAUAUGUGGAACGCUUUACAGCAAACCUGGUCCGCCGCAUCAUCCCCUCUCCAGACCCCAACCACAGUCAACGCCAACGUUUUCCGCCCGGACUCCGGCUCCAUGUGCAUUGACGAGACCUGCGCACGCGCUAAUGCGGAAAUUGCCCGCUUCAGCGACUUCACCGCAAAUGGUGUGCCGACUUGGCUGGUCGUGACCUAUGUCACGUCGAACCUGAUCCUCAAUUUCCUGAAUUACUUCUGGUUCUCCAAGAUGGUGGAGACUGUUCUCAAGCGAUUCCGUACCCCUCCCGCCUCGGAGAAGGAGAAGAAGGAGGGCCAGGAUGGUCAGCUCAAGGAGCUGCAGGAGAAUAUCCCGCAGGACGUUAUCCUUGAAGCGGCAGCUAAACUCGAGGAGCAGGGAGGUGGACGUGGAGAGCUGGGACUUACCCCGGAACAAAUUUCCACGGCCAUCGACGCGGGAUUCGGUGAGGAACUGCGCCGGCGCAGGGCCGAGUUGGUCGCCAAGGUUCCUCUUCCCGGAUCUUGA